CUGUUGUGUUGUGUUUGUGUUCCUAGCAUUACAAUAGCUGGGUGUGGGAGGUCACAGUGGUAGUAGGAAGGCAGCAAACCGCUAUGGCGUGUUCUGGCGACCCGGCGGAAAGGAUUUGCCAGCUGUAAUCUGCGAUAGGCUUUCCGUUCUCAGUGGGGCCAAGACAUCUUUUCCAGCGAUGGAGUCUGCACUCGUUUGAGUCACACUUGUAAUUACUGUUGGGUGCGAGGCACGCGAAUUACAAAUUUAUGGAGUUGUUGGCGAGUGUAUGACGUUCAUCAGUGUACAUAGACAAAAUUACGCAAACAGCAAUGUGGUUAACAUGUGUGGUCUACGUCUCCAUUGUUUCGGUGGCAGCCGCGUCUAAGGUAUGUCGCGGAAACACGUGUGGGUCGUGCAUCACAGCUGACAAGUCAUGUGCGUGGUGCACACAGGCGAACUUUUCCUCCGACGCCUAUGAUAGAUGUGACACUGUUCCAAAACUGAAUAAAUCUGGUUGUGCCAGCGAGUUCAUCGUAUCCCCUAAGAACAUCGUGAAUCUCACGCAGAACGAUAAUGUCGCGGACGGAAACUUGGGCAACGACUCUAUUCAGCUCCAGCCGCAGCUUGUGAAUAUAAAACUCAGACCAAAUACCAAAGAAGUUAUCACCUUAACGUUUCGCACAGCCAGAAACUAUCCCGUCGACUUGUAUUUCCUGUUUGAUCUGUCCAACACGAUGGAAAAACACAAGAACAAAUUAGCAACAUUAGCAGAGAAACUAGCAUUGGCGAUUAAGAAGAUCUCCUACAACUACCAAAUGGGUUUCGGUUACUUCCAAGACAAGGUGAUAAUGCCCUUUACGAGCACAGUGCCGGCAGCGCUUCAAAACCCAUGUAUUCUGGUUGGAAAAACAUGCGCCCCGCCAUUUGGUUACAGACACAGAUUGCCACUGACGACUGAUCUGAAUAGUUUUAUCAAAGCUAUCGAGGGAUCCAACGUCACUGGUAACAUGGAUGUCCCCGAGGGAGGCUUGGACGCCAUCAUGCAGGCGGUGGCUUGUGAGUCUGAAGUUGGCUGGCGAGAAGUAGGUCGACGACUGUUGAUAUAUGCAUCAGACACGACAUUCCAUACGGCUGGUGACGGUCGUUUGGCGGGGAUUGUGAUACCCAACGACUGCAAGUGCCACGUGAAUGGGACUGGUUUUAAUACAGCGGAACUCUACCUGGAUUACCCGUCUGUGGGGCAGAUUUCGCAGAUGGUAGGCUCGAAGAACGUCCUCACCAUAUUUGCAAUUCCUGAUGGGAGUCAUCGAAGCGUGGAUGAAGCUUACAAGGAACUGAGCCAGCGAAUGCGAGGCUCUAGCGUGGUUAAACUCAACAAAGAUUCGUCCAAUAUCGUCAAGCUGGUGAAAACAGAAUAUGAGAAAAUUAUUUCUAAAGUUGAACUGAAAGUCAAUGGAUCAGAAGGCAUCAAUAUUGUUCUACGAUCUGAGUGCACGUAUUACAGGGGCAAGACGAAGACGAACACCUGUGAUAAUCUCAGUCCUCAAGGAGGAGAGGUAACCUUUGACGUGGAGAUCUCUACCACGUCGUGUCCUGAGAAGAAGUCUGACAGACGAAAGACAGUCACCAUACAACCAGUAGGCCUGGCCGAGAAACUCACGCUCCAGAUCGACAUUAUGUGUGAGUGUGAGUGUGAGCAACCAAAUAUGGAAGAGCGGAACAGUCCGAAAUGUAGUUCGGGUAACGGAACGUUCGAGUGUGGGAUCUGCUCAUGUAACACGGACCGCUAUGGGGCACUGUGUGAGUGCAGCAGAGUGGACGUCACCAGUGGGGGAAACCGCCAGGCCUGUAUUGCCAGUGCCAACUCGACGGUAGAGUGUAUGAACCGGGGGGAGUGUCAGUGUGGGACGUGCGAGUGUAAACAACCGUACAGCGGGACGUUCUGUGAAUGUAACGACGAAGGUUGCCCACGAUUUAACGGUGCCAUUUGUGGAGGACCAACACGAGGACAGUGUGUAUGUGGUGAGUGCGCAUGCUCAGACGACUACACCGGUGACGACUGUAGCUGUUCCCUGACCAAUGAAACAUGCAUCGGCGAGAACGAGAAAGUGUGCAGUGGUAGAGGAACAUGCACGUGCGGAAAGUGUCUUUGUGAAGGAGGAUACGUCGGUAACUGCCAGACAUGCCCAACUUGUCCAAGUGUCUGUUCAUCCAUGCGUCCAUGUGCCGAGUGUGUAAUGGCGGAGGACGAAAUCUACAGAAUAGCCGAGUGUGCCGACCAGUGUAGUGACACUGUUAAUAGCAUCGUCAUUGCAGACGAACUUCAAGGUGAUGUGACAGAAAAUAUCUGCGAAGGGAAGGACGUUAACAAAUGUAUAGUGCAGUUUUGGUUAGUGCAUCAUGGCUCUGGCAACACAACAAUGUAUAUCGUGGGACGAAAAGAAUGUCCGCGCGAGGUGGAUCUGCUUCCCAUCAUUGCUGGAGUCAUUGGGGGUAUCGUCGCCGUCGGCCUACUGCUGCUGAUUAUCUGGAAACUGCUCACCUCGAUGCUCGAUGGAAUAGAGUAUGCGCGCUUUAUCCAAGAAAGUAAAAACGAAAAGUGGGCCAAGGAGAUCAAUCCAAUAUACAAAGGACCAACGACCACAUUUCAAAACCCCAUGAUGGAGGAGCGCAUGCCACUCAACGACGAAUAGCAGCAGAAUAUCGUUAAUCCAGAUGUGAUAUCCAAUCAACGACAACUUUAGAUUAAACCAAUAGUUUUCAGUGACACAUACGAGUGUUCAGUAAAGCGUUUCUUCGUAAAACGUUUGCAAACUAGUCCUAUGGUUUCGGAAAUGGCCAUUCGGUUAAUGUGUAGCAAGCGCUAAGGUAGCAGGGAAGUAAAUUGACCUAUCAACGUUGUGUAGUACAUUGUAAGCACAGGAAAUGUUUCAAAAUAGUAUUUUAGUAGUUGGCAAGUAAGUAAUACAUUUUAUAUUUGGCAGGAUGGCACCUGUGUAUGUUGCUCACACGUUUGUUAAAUGGUAUAUUAUUUUUCAUCACCUCUUUCUGUGUACCGAGUAUGAAUACAAGCUGGUGUGUAGUGACUUCCUAGCAGCCGUGAAAAGGCAAAUUACUCCUGGCUUGGACACAUCCACCGGGGAAUCUCGUAGAAAGUGCCCAAGACAGUCGUACUUGAAUCUUCAGUGGAUGUAAGCACGAGUCAAAUGGUUGACUGAUUGACGGAAGGCAAAUUAGGGGGUGUCUUCAAACGUGAAAGCUUUUCUCCAGAUUUAGAAUAAAAUAACACCUAGUUCAGAUACCUUUAAAGCACAAACUAUGGACUGGUUAUUAUGUGAUUAACCCAGAAAAAUUAAUGUUCUCCACUGUUUUGCAUUUAUGUUAAUAUGGUGGGUAGUGUAUUAUGAUUUACUUCCCUGCUACCUGAAUGAUAAACGGCUCUUCUAAUACAUAUGCAAAUUACUAUAAUAACGUAGAUAAACCUUGUUUGUAUAUAAAAAAGCUUAACAAGUUAGAGUCCUAAGCACAUUUUAAUUAUACGUAAUCAUGUAGGAAAAAAUUCAGUUUAAUCACAUGAUAUUGUCACAAGUAUUAUUUGCAUAAGAUAUCUGAAAACAAUGCAUAUGUAAAUGCGAAUAAAAUUUCUUGUAUGUGCAUGUUUGUCUAUAGAUAUUAACAUUGCCAAAAUCAUGUGGGAUUUUAACUUGUACGUAAUUAGCAUUAAAAUGUAUAUCAAAAUACUGACAUGGUUUAUCACUAUAACACGAAUUGAUAUAGAUGCAUUGUUAUUGUAGAUUUGUAUAUACUGCUUUUGUAUCGUGUUGACGUGAUUGAAUUUAUAGUAGAAUUAUUUUAUGAACUUUUAUCACAGACCGUUUUUGCUGUUUUUAUUUUUGGUAACAUUUCUUAAAAUAUAUCACAGUAUAUACCAUGUCUCUCUAAGCUUUCUCAAUCGUGGUUGAUGUAUUGAAAUUAUUCACUGGUUAGAGAGACCACUAUUUAAUGCCCAUUCUGUAACAGUAUUACACCUCAACGUUUAUAAUAAUGAUACUUGUUUUGUAUUUUUAUUCAUUUGCAAAUACUAGUAUGCGUCCGUAUGUCUCUUUCUAUUUGUAUGUGUGUGCGUGUGUGUGUGUGUGUGUGUGUGUUAGUGUAUGUGAAUGUGUGUUACAUGUGCAGUGUUUUUUGUGUGUGUUAGUGUAUGUGAGUAUAUGUUGCACGUGCAGUGUUGUGUGUGUGUGUGUGUGUGUGUGUGUGUGUGUGAAUCAUUCUAAAUCGAUAAUUACUAUUAUUUUAAGAAUCCAUAUGCUACAUGACUAAAUAUUAUCUCUUUGUAUUGUAUAUUAUUGUAUACAAUAACUUAUUGCAAAUAAAAUGUAAUUUUAUAUAA
This is a messenger RNA of Gigantopelta aegis, 4372 nucleotides long. Its product is annotated as integrin beta-PS-like. The transcript has 23 exons. Gene Ontology annotation, molecular function: integrin binding. Gene Ontology annotation, cellular component: focal adhesion; cell surface; integrin complex. NCBI's taxonomy places the organism in Eukaryota, Metazoa, Mollusca, Gastropoda, Neomphalida, Peltospiridae. The record is from RefSeq and is a predicted model, not a curated record. Gene Ontology annotation, biological process: integrin-mediated signaling pathway; cell adhesion mediated by integrin; cell migration. Bases 312 to 2675 code for a protein of 787 amino acids.